AAGUACGGCGAGAUCGCAGUCGGGUUGUGUAGCUCUGGUCCCCCAGCACUUGUUUUGGCUCAGGCCGGGGGCUAGUUGCCCGAACUGUCGCAGGCAGAGUGGGAGCGCGAGGCCGAGCUCAAGAGCCGCCAGCUCAGGGAACGUCAUGGGUUUCCUGACCGCAGUGACUCAAGGCUUGGUGCGGGGAGCAGACAGGAUGAGCAAGUGGACCAGUAAACGAGGGCCGCGCACCUUUAACAAGGGACGGGGCGCCAAGGGCACAGGCAUCCGUGCCUCAGGCUGGAAGUUUGUGCAGAUAAAGGAAAAGGUCCCAGAAUUUGUUGUCCCAGACUUGACUGGCUUCAAGCUCAAGCCCUAUGUGAACUACCGAGCUCCUGCAGGCACAGACACACCACUGACUGCCAAAGCACUCUUCCUGGAAACAGUUGCACCUGCUAUCCAAAAGGACUUUAAAGAAGGCACUUUCAGUCCUGACAACCUGGAAAAGUACGGCUUUGAGCCCACACAGGAGGGCAAGCUCUUCCAGCUAUAUCCCAAGAAUUUCCCACGUUAGAAAGUAGAUUGCCUUGGAACUAGAGGCUGCUCUGACCCAGCUUGUGAUCUUGAGUUCCUGGAGGAGUAUGGGGCAGUUUCUCCAUCCUGUUUCUAUUAAAAGCGUGCUACUUGGGCUGGGACUGAAGCUCAGUGGUAGAGCACUUGCCUAGCAUGUGUGAGGCACUGGGUUUGGUCCUAGCACCAUGUCAAAAAAAAAAAAAAAUUGUGUCUAUCUACAACUUAAAAAAAAAGUGUUACCCUGUGCAGUGUGUGGUUGGCAUCAGGUGGUGGAAUGUGUGCUGCAUAACAGAGUCCAUGCAACUUUA
Messenger RNA from Ictidomys tridecemlineatus (thirteen-lined ground squirrel), 860 nucleotides. RefSeq names its product mitochondrial ribosomal protein L41 (gene Mrpl41). The record is from RefSeq and is a predicted model, not a curated record. Gene Ontology annotation, cellular component: mitochondrial large ribosomal subunit. Gene Ontology annotation, molecular function: structural constituent of ribosome. Lineage: Eukaryota; Metazoa; Chordata; Mammalia; Rodentia; Sciuridae. Gene Ontology annotation, biological process: translation.